AUGUCAAGGCAAGUACACAGUUGCCACGUCACCUUGUGUAGCACAGAGAAUUAUGCUGGCUGCGGCCUUUGCACACUAAAAUUCUCAAACAUAUUGAGAAGAUUUGCUGAUUUUGAUGGUGACGGGCAGACCGAACACUUGUUGCCAGCUUGUGCAGAUCCAGCUUGUCAAAAAAGUGUCAUCUACCUAUCUAAACCGGGACUGGAUGAGUGGUUUCCAGUGUUGCAGAAUUUCUCAGAUGGCGUAAAUGUAUGGGGUUUUGUUCCACAUAGCAAUGAUCCAACCGCAGAUGAAAUUUCCUUUCCAAUCACUCUUCAUAUUGGAGAUUAUAACAUGGAUGGCUAUCCGGAUGCCCUUGCUAUACUGAAAAACACGUCAGGAAGGUACAGUAUUGCCAGUACUGGAAUUUUGGAUAUAAUUGUCCUCAGCAAGAAUUCUCCUAAAAAAGAGCUUGCUAUCCACGCAUUAAAAAAUAACUUCGAAGCAGAUGCCUACUUCGUUAAAGUCAUUGUUCUCAGUGGCCUUUGCUCAAAUGACUGUCCUCGCAAGAUAACCCCUUUUGGUGUGAAUCAACCUGGACCUUACAUUAAGUAUACAACUGUCGAUGCCAAUGGAUACUUGAAAAAUGGGUCGGAGGUUUGCAAUUUUGGUGCAGGUCCUUCCAAAAAGAAAGCUACCUUCCCAAGAGGUUCUCCUAAUGAACCGAUCUUUGAUUGUCAUAAAUGA
Messenger RNA from Thamnophis sirtalis, 726 nucleotides. The record is from RefSeq and is a predicted model, not a curated record. NCBI's taxonomy places the organism in Eukaryota, Metazoa, Chordata, Lepidosauria, Squamata, Natricidae.